GCAUGUCAUUGCCCAUUGCUUCGCUUCCUCGUUUUUUUUAAAUAAAGUAGUGCGCGGAGUAUGACAGUACAAUGUGAGCUCUGAAAAAUAGACUUUACGACAGGGCGGAAGGUUUCGAACGCGCGGCGCGGGGAGGGUUUAAAGGAGGAAGGAAGCCAUUUUGGAGCUUCGACUAAGAGAAACACACGGAGAGGAAACAAAAAAGAAAAAGAAAUCAAAACAAAAAAACCCAUAAUAGUUAUAAUUAUAUUGACUAAUAAACAAAGAGAAACGACGGAAACACACGGACAUCACGGCGACGAGGAAUCAGACGUGUCCGAGCUCGGGGUAGGCCUACAUUCUACUCAACUGCGACGGUGGGCAAAAAGUUCAGGGAUCUGUUGGUUUUGUAAAACUGACUUUAAUACAAGGUUGAAUUGAAAAAAAAGGACUUUAUUCUUAGUUGUGGGCUUUUUUUAAUAAAGGAAAUUGAUUUUGUGCACCAGAGCAAGUGAUUUCACCGUUCACAGACUUUAAAGACAAGCACUUGCUUGUGUUGCAAUAACAAAGACUCAUAUAUUGAGCAAGACUUUAUCUCUUCAUUUUGAAGAGUCAAACUUAUUACAGUCUCUGUACUGACUUUAAACCUUGUGAAGCUGAAAAGACACACCUUCAAAGGGACAAUUUAAUAAACGCAACAGAAUGAGCACCGCCAGAACAGAGAACCCUGUUUUAAUGGGUAUGUCCAGCCAGAAUGGGCAGCUAAGAGGCCCACUGAAACCCAAUGCAGGGCCUGGAGGUGGGGGGACACAGACACAACAAAUAAACCAGCUGAAAAAUGCCAGCACAAUCAACAGUGGCAGUCAGCAGCAAGCACAGAGCAUGAGCAGCGUUAUAAAACCUGGUGAUGACUGGAAGAAGACUUUAAAACUCCCUCCAAAAGACCUUAGAAUCAAGACUUCGGAUGUCACCUCCACAAAAGGAAAUGAAUUCGAAGAUUACUGUUUAAAAAGAGAGCUGCUCAUGGGGAUAUUUGAAAUGGGAUGGGAGAAACCAUCUCCAAUACAGGAGGAGAGCAUUCCCAUUGCAUUGUCCGGUAGGGAUAUCUUGGCUAGAGCAAAAAAUGGAACUGGCAAGAGUGGAGCCUACCUCAUUCCCUUACUUGAACGGCUAGACCUAAAGAAGGACUAUAUACAAGCAAUGGUGAUUGUUCCUACUCGAGAACUGGCACUACAGGUCAGUCAGAUUUGCAUCCAGGUCAGCAAGCACAUGGGAGGGGUCAAAGUCAUGGCGACAACAGGGGGCACGAACCUGCGGGAUGAUAUAAUGAGGCUUGAUGAUACAGUACAUGUAGUAAUAGCAACUCCUGGCAGGAUUCUGGAUCUCAUUAAGAAAGGUGUGGCUAAAGUAGACCAUAUCCAGAUGAUUGUGUUGGAUGAGGCAGACAAACUGCUGUCUCAGGAUUUUGUGCAAAUAAUGGAGGAUAUAAUUAUGACGCUACCUAAAAACAGACAGAUUCUACUUUACUCAGCCACAUUUCCCCUCAGUGUUCAGAAGUUUAUGUCUUUGCAUUUGCAAAAACCCUAUGAGAUUAACCUGAUGGAGGAAUUAACGCUGAAAGGAGUAACGCAAUAUUAUGCCUAUGUGACAGAACGACAGAAAGUUCACUGCCUCAACACACUGUUCUCAAGGCUCCAAAUCAACCAGUCGAUCAUUUUCUGCAACUCCUCCCAACGAGUUGAACUCCUGGCUAAGAAAAUAUCUCAAUUGGGUUAUUCAUGUUUCUAUAUCCAUGCAAAGAUGAGACAGGAGCAUAGGAAUCGUGUUUUUCAUGAUUUCAGAAAUGGUUUGUGUCGAAAUCUUGUUUGCACUGAUCUGUUUACCCGUGGUAUUGAUAUCCAAGCUGUGAAUGUGGUGAUAAACUUUGACUUUCCAAAGCUGGCAGAGACAUACUUGCAUCGCAUUGGAAGAUCGGGUCGCUUUGGCCACCUUGGGCUUGCCAUAAACUUGAUCACCUAUGAUGACCGAUUCAACCUUAAAAGUAUUGAAGAACAGCUGGGAACAGAAAUCAAGCCCAUACCCAGCAGCAUAGACAAGAACUUAUAUGUGGCAGAAUAUCACAGUGAAUCUGGAGAAAACAAACAUUAACCUGCAGAUACGUUUUGUCACCGAGACCCAUUGAAGACAAGAAGAUGUUGUCCUUUCAUGAAUCAUUUAAAGAGGGUUUCCUCCCCACAUGCCUUUUUACUUUAUAUGUAGAGCUUCCCUCCCCUUCUGGAACACUGAGCAGCACAUAUAAAACCUGCAUUGUCAUUUUCUCCUUCCCCUGCUCUCAGGACAGUUCCCCCACAACCCCCAAAUGUUUGCACUGCGUUUUCAUCUUUUAGUUGCACUUAAUCCCCCCCCCUUUUUUUUUUUUUUUUGACAUUGUUUGUCACGGGGAUGGGAAGCUUUACAGAAACCCUCGUGUCCAUUUUGUUUUGAGGGGCCUGAAAAUUGGCUACAGCCUUCUCUGCUUCUAAACCUUUUGCUUCCAGAGGACCCAGUAUUACUGCUGAAGACAUUUCAGGAUCCUCUGGCAGCAACAGUUUGAAGUCCCCCCCCCCCCAUCUGCAUCCUUUUGUGGCGUGUUGGAGUCUCACUGAAUUUUUAUUUUUCGUAAGCAAACUUAUCUUUACUUGUGCAAAGUGCCUUACGCUACGAGACCAUUCAAAAGAUCAUCUUUGCAAUGCAGCCCUUGGGAUUCAAACCCAUUAUCUGUAAUUAGUUCUCACUUCUCCCCCCUCCACCACUAAAUAGAAAUCUUCAGAUUUUACAUAUUGUAUUGUAAAAUUCUUCCAUAUGUAGAAAUCUGGUGGUUUUCCCCCCACCCCUUCAAAAUGUCCAGAAAAAGUAAGAAUAUGUGUAACUUGAGGUCCCCAGAUAUGUAAAUAUGGUUUACUUUAUAAAAAAAAGAGAAAGCAAAGGUUCAGAGCCAAUAUCCGAAAACAUUUUGGAAGACUUUUCAGUGUGAGUUGUGAGCUUUGACCAAUUCGGCAUUUUUUUCCCAGAUAAAAAGGAAAAGUAAAGAUUUCUUCUAUUUGAUUUUCAACACCCCUUUUUUUUUCCAGCAAAAGCUCUUGUUUCAAUCUUAUUCCAAAGCCAUGCUCCCCCUUUUUUUCACAGUUCAUUGCAUGAGGGGUAGGGGGAAUGAUACGAGACAAUAUGGUGUGUGUAUAAUUGUAUAAAAAUGUAAAUAACUUUUUUUUUUUGUGGGAGGGCAGGUAUUUUUUCCCCUAUUGAUGGUUUGUGAGGGAUUCUAGGUGGAUUAGGACUGUAGCAAAAACUGAGAGAGGCUCAGUUUGUAGCAACACUUUGUUUUUUUUUGUCCCCCGAUUCCAUUGAAUGUCACUGAAUGGAAUAGCUCAUGUGGCAUUUUAACAUUAUUUUAUCACCUACAUGAAGUGACGAUCACUGGCUUAUUUUGUAUCUGUGGGGGGCAGUGAAUACUUCAUAACUCAAGCACAGUGUUCACUAAACUUCCACUAAUGCACAAAUCCGUUUCAUGUAAAAGGCCAAAAAGUAGCCCUAGCGCAAGUCACAUUGAAAUACUCUUGAUCCACACUUUUUUUGGGGUCAGUGAUAUGUUAAAGUUGAAAGCAAAGUGUUGUUUUGAGCUGUGCCUCUCCCAAUAUGCUUGAUGCUUGGCCUUAUCUACAGGCACCAUGAGUGAGGAGCCAUCAUGUUCUGUUUUAUUAACCCAAAAUACUUCAUUUGCGCCUGGAUCGUGUACAAGUGUAUGUGCACUGCGCAGCAAGGAUUUCACUCCCUCAAUCCAAAACAGAAGGAUUUUUCUAAAAAUGAUCCGAGAUAUUUAACUUAGAAUAACACAUUGUGUUGUGCAUUAAGCUCACGGCUGUAGCAGCUUGUGUGUAAGGCAUGUACUAUAGAUCCGGCACUUCAGUAAACAGCGCACCUAAUUGCCAUCAAUUUACUUUAUUAGUGGGAUACAUUCACUUUAAAUUGAUUUUGCUCUGCUAUUGAACUGCUUUGCUUUAUAAAAUUGGUGCAAUAAAUGAUCCCUGUUCUUAUAGUCGGUGCACAUGCCUGUGUGAUCCUGCACCACUGCUCCUCUAGUUCAUGUUGCUGAGCAGUGAUCCGGUGCUAAAGCUCUGAUCUUGCACCAUUUUUUUUUUUUUUUUUUCUUUAAUGUAUCCUUAACACUCUGGCAGACAUCUUGCGGAGGUGCGAAAGGCUGAGCACUAAAGUAAUACACUGGCAGCGGUUUACUAAAGGCUGCCUGCUUUAUGGUGCUGUGCAAAUAUUCUGUUAGGGACCGGUUAUAAAAGUCAAAUGGAAAGAUGCUCUGGAAUACCUAAUUUGAAUCAUUUUGUCCCUGUUCUAGUUGUAACUCAAUUGCUUUGUUUCUACAUGAAACACACAAAUCUAUUUCCAACUAUUUUGUUGAGUAGUUUUAAGUAAAUUCACGAAUUUUAAAGCUGGAAUGGCCGCCGGUAUGCCCUGUAGCAUCUUGUCAGGCCUUCUGUUGGCUCAUUUUCCAUGCGAUCAUGUCCUCUAUACCAAGAGAUUUGGGUAGGGUAGCCAAAUUUUAGGUUGGGGGGGGGGUAAAGAUUUUUGUUUUUUUUUUUUUUGUUUUUUUUUUUAAUCCAGAGUGAGAUGGGAGCAUCUUUCCUUGGCAUAAUUGUUGUGAACUUGCCCUAAAUAGGUUUUCUUUUACUACAGGGCACCAAAACACUGUAUUACUGUUCAGUGUUACAGGAUAAACGAUCUAUUCAAAUACCUCUUACACUGAACAGGUUGGACAUCUCAUUCUGGUUUUCUUUUAUGGGUCGGGAGGGUUCGGAUCUGUAGAAAUAAAGCAUAUUCGGGCAGUUUAAAAGUGCCUUCUCCUAACCACUUAAGUAUGUGACUUUAGUUUGACUAAAACAUGGAGCUACACUGAUACCAGUGGGUUGUUUUGGUAACUGACAUCUGGAAAGUUGUUUUUUUUUUUUUAAAUUUUUUUCUUCCCCCUGGUUUCAAGUUCUGAAAGGAGGAAAGUGAAUUCAUUCAUUAGACUUAUUUUCAGAGAGGCAAGCAAAUUGGUCCUAAAAUGUUUUAUUUCAGAUCUGUGGGUAGGGGUGCUGAGGCAUUGCGCCUUUCCCUUGUUUGGGUGGGGGGAGGGGUGGGUGGGAGGCAAAUAGAUGAUAAACUCUUUGGCUGACAGAAUUACUAUGCUGAACUGCACCGCAAUUCCUCUAGUUUCUGCCAUCGGAAGAGUAAAUUCCUCUGACACUUUGUUUGACAUUUAAUUGCCAGCUCUGUGUCUUCCGCAGUCAUUGAACGUUGUGAAGACUUUCUGCCAUUUCUGCUCCACAUCAGCUAAAGGAACAGCUUAGUUACAGCCACCAUAAUUCUGAAGUUUUGUUUUGGUUGCGGCCAUUUAUUCGGGGAGAAAAAGUGUUUAAUGUUCAGUGCCAGAGUGGGGUAACUAAGCUGCUGUCAAAAGUAAUUGGCUUACAUUGAAAUUUAAGAAAAUGGCCUAGUGGGUAUUUUUUUUUUUCCAAACAUUCUGUAUUUUUGGUGUUGGUGGUUGUUAAACCAAUUAGAGAGUAAGAUGAAUGGUUCAAUCUGGAAUUGUUUUUUGUUUGUUUUUUCUCCCUGUUUAUCUUAAUAAAAACCCACUGGAAAUUA
Xenopus laevis (African clawed frog) is the source of this 5652-nucleotide messenger RNA. It is a transcript of the gene ddx6.S, whose product is annotated as DEAD-box helicase 6 S homeolog. NCBI's taxonomy places the organism in Eukaryota, Metazoa, Chordata, Amphibia, Anura, Pipidae. Gene Ontology annotation, molecular function: ATP binding; hydrolase activity; nucleic acid binding. Gene Ontology annotation, cellular component: P-body. The record is from RefSeq and is a predicted model, not a curated record. The coding region runs from base 682 to 2127 and encodes 481 amino acids. The transcript has 15 exons.